GGGUCAGUCAGUCGCUCCCUGUCGCAGCCGGCGAGUCUCUGCUUCCCCCUUCCUAUCCGCUCCGCGGCGGCAGCUCAGGCUCUUCGUGGAGGGGCAGACAGAGAAAGAGAGAGACUGACUUAAUAAAGUUUCCUGAAACAACAACUAUCACCAAAAAGAGCUCAAGGCGGGGGAAACCCCCAUCCUUCCCCGCCCCUCUCCAAAAGCCUGAGGGACCGUCGCAGGUGGAGCGGCGCUGGGGGGGAGCCGGGCUCCGGCGGCAGCCGUUGCCCUGGCAAGGGGCGCCUCGGGUCCUGCCCGCUCCCGUUCCGGCUCCUUUGGUGGCGGCGGCAGCGGCUGCGGGGCGGUACCUCCUGUCAACUGCCUGCGCCCGCGCGCCGUCAGCCCGCCCGCCCAGCUCCACAGCGCGGAGGGACGCCGUGAGCCGCCGCCACAGCCGUCGCCUCGGGCCGCGGAGGGACGUGGUGAGCUGCGGCGCUUCCGCGUCAGCACCGGCGGGGAAUCUUUGGGAGCGCGUCGGGCCCGAACCCCGGCCCCUUCGCUCGGUCCGCCGAGGCUGCGCCAGGUGGGGCCCGAAGCCGCCUCUCACGCCAGGCUGUCCCCGCGGCCGUCCGGCCUGCCUUCCUUCCUUCCGCCCGCCCGUCGGCCCGCCCUAAGAGUUCACCAAGCCGCAAUGAAGAGCUUCUUACAGUGAAAGGAAAGUAGGUCGCGCCCACUGAAAAUGCCUUUAAGGGACAAAUACUGUCAGACUGACCACCAUCAUCACGGAUGCUGUGAACCAGUUUAUAUCCUGGAACCUGGAGAUGCUCCUUUGUUACAGCAACCACUACAGACAUCCAAAUCUGGUAUUCAGCAAAUAAUUGAGUGCUUUCGAUCAGGAACUAAACAACUUAAGCAUAUUUUAUUAAAAGAUGUGGACACUAUUUUUGAAUGUAAAUUAUGCCGCAGUCUCUUCAGAGGAUUACCAAAUUUAAUUACCCAUAAAAAAUUCUACUGCCCACCAAGUCUCCAGAUGGAUGACAACCUUCCUGAUGUAAAUGAUAAACAAAGCCAAGCCAUAAAUGAUCUCCUAGAAGCCAUAUAUCCAAGUGUGGACAAGCGAGAAUACAUUAUUAAGCUAGAACCCAUAGAAACUAAUCAGAAUGCAGUUUUUCAAUAUAUUUCAAGGACUGAUAAUCCUACUGAAGUCACAGAGUCAAGCAGUACUCCUGAACAGCCUGAAGUUCAAAUACAGGAAACUAGCACUGAACAGUCUAAGACAGUUCCAGUUACAGACACAGAGGUGGAAACUGUAGAGCCCCCUCCUGUUGAAAUUGUUGCAGAUGAAGUUGCACCUACAUCUGAUGAACAACUGCAGGAAUCACAGGCUGACUUGGAAACUUCUGACAAUUCUGAUUUUGGUCACCAGUUGAUAUGCUGUCUUUGUAGAAAAGAAUUCAAUUCCAGACGAGGUGUUCGUCGUCACAUUCGAAAAGUACACAAGAAAAAAAUGGAAGAACUAAAAAAGUACAUUGAAACACGAAAGAAUCCAAACCAAUCCUCUAAAGGACGCAGUAAGAAUGUUCUAGUUCCAUUAAGUAGGAGCUGUCCAGUAUGUUGUAAAUCAUUUGCUACAAAAGCGAAUGUAAGGAGGCAUUUUGAUGAAGUUCAUAGAGGACUAAGGAGGGAUUCAAUUACUCCUGAUAUAGCAACAAAGCCUGGGCAACCUUUGUUCCUGGAUUCUGUUUCUCCUAAAAAAUCUUUCAAGGCUCGAAAACAAAAGUCGUCUUCAAAGGCUGAAUACAAUUUAACUGCAUGCAAAUGCCUCCUUUGCAAGAGGAAAUAUAGUUCACAAAUAAUGCUUAAAAGACAUAUGCAAAUUGUUCACAAGAUAACUCUUUCUGGAACAAACUCUAAAAGAGAGAAAGGCCCCAAUAAUACUGCCAACAGUUCAGAAAUAAAAGUUAAAGUUGAACCAGCAGAUUCUGUAGAAUCUUCACCCCCUUCCAUUAUCCAUUCUCCACAGAAUGAAUUAAAGGGAACAAAUCAUUCAAAUGAAAAAAAGAACGCACCGGCAGCACAGAAAAAUAAAGUUAAACAAGACUCUGAAAGCCCUAAAUCAACUAGUCCGUCUGCUGCAGGUGGCCAGCAAAAAACCAGGAAGCCAAAACUUUCAGCUGGCUUUGACUUUAAGCAACUUUACUGUAAACUUUGUAAACGUCAGUUUACUUCCAAACAGAACUUGACUAAACACAUUGAAUUGCACACAGAUGGGAAUAACAUUUAUGUUAAAUUCUACAAGUGUCCUCUUUGCACUUAUGAAACUCGUCGGAAGCGCGAUGUGAUACGACAUAUAACUGUGGUUCAUAAAAAGUCGUCCCGUUAUCUUGGGAAAAUAACAGCCAGUUUAGAGAUCAGAGCUAUAAAAAAGCCCAUUGAUUUUGUUCUAAAUAAAGUGGCAAAAAGAGGCCCUUCAAGAGACGAAGCAAAACAUAGUGAUUCAAAACACGAUGGCACUUCUAACUCUCCUAGUAAAAAGUAUGAAGUAGCUGAUGUUGGUAUUGAAGUAAAAGUCACAAAAAACUUUUCUCUUCACAGAUGCAAUAAAUGUGGAAAGGCAUUUGCCAAAAAGACUUAUCUUGAACAUCAUAAGAAAACUCAUAAGGCAAAUGCUUCCAAUUCACCUGAAGGAAACAAAACCAAAGGCCGAAGUACAAGAUCUAAGGCUCUUGUCUGAUAACUUCAAGUGAUGUACGAAAAGGUUUGGAGUUCAUUUUUGUGGAAAGACUUUAAAUUGGUGUUAGAACCACUAAACAUCUUCAAAUGGUACUAUGAGGAAAAAAAAAGAAAAAAAUUUGAUAAAUAUAUGACUGUAACUGCUGUUUUCUGACUAAAAUAAUAACCAUCUAACCACUUGUUUCUAAGGCACUGCCUCUUCCAGCACUUUCAAGUAGCUGUGACAUUUUGUAUUGUCAUCACAGUCCAUCAGCUAACCACCCCUGUGCAUUUGGUCUACAGUUUAUACAAAGAUGUUGCAAAUUUUGUUUUCCAGCAGUUUGUUGAUUAAGUGAUCAACAACCUGAAGAAAAUAUCACCACUGGUGAUUUUUAAUUAUCAAAGACUUUAUAAGUUAGCGAUUUUACUUUUGUUCCACUUUAUUUGGCAGAAUUUUUAUCUGGAUUGUACAGAUAUAUAAUUUCCUAGAGAGCGUAUGUUAGGACCAAAAGACAAAUCUCAACACAUUAUAAAUAUUUAGCCUACUAAAUAUUUGUAAUUAUUUUUACAUCCAUUUAUUUCUAACUUGUUCUAUAGCACUUAAAUGUUUGAAAAUUUCAUUCUAAAAUAUAUACUAUAGGAAACUUCCGGUUCAUUUUCAUCCAUGGAUCAUCACAUUCUUCAUUUGUAAACAUCUGAGGUUUUUAUGAAAAUUAAACAUUCCCGUAUUUUUCUUUAAGUUUCAUACAAAGCACUUUAAUGAUAGAUGCAACUUAAUUUUUCAGUUUUCUUUAAAAGACCCCACAUUUACUAAUGUUAAUAUGAAGGUAAUAAAGAGCUUACUGCUAUUUUGUGGAUGCAGACAAUCCCUGCACAACCACUUCUUAUAAUACUAGUUUAUUUCUUUACAUAUUGCUAAAAAAGGAAGAUUGGGGUAUAAACCCUGAUUCUUUUUCUCUCCCAAGUAAAAUCUUAAAUGACCACUUUAGAUAAUAUUUGAUCCCUACUGUAAAAUUUAGAAAAUAAUGAAUUUUUGUCCAUUUUUGUAACCAAGAUUUUAGGGAAAACAGAAGUACAUCUAUCUUUAAUGAAAUACUGGGCAGGUUUUUGUGUAAUCAAUAUUUUGUACUUUUUAGGGAAUAUUUUAUUUUUUAGUAAUUUUUGUCAAAUUAUAAUUUUAAAAGGUACAGCAGAGAAUAUACCAUGUUUUUAUAUAGGUUCAUCCCUGUACUUAGGAGGGACCCUGUCCACAUCUAUAUACUUUUUGUAUAAAAUUUUAAAAUGUUGAAGAUCCACAAGGUCAUAAUAAAAUGCUUUCAUAGCUAGAAAAACAUUUACCCUUCCCAGUGCUUUGCACUAAAAUAUACUGUGAAAGGAAACUAGAAAGACUGUAACUGUUGCUGGAAAUGUUCUAUAUUGAAUGUACAUGCUCUUGUUGGAAAAAUGUACUAUAUGUGAUGGAAAUAAACCAGACUCGAAGUUAUUUCAGCUAAAUGUGCUUCAACGAAGGUGCAUUGGUUGAAACUUAAAUGUUUUAUUAUCAAA
This is a messenger RNA of Lipotes vexillifer (Yangtze River dolphin), 4239 nucleotides long. RefSeq names its product zinc finger protein 800 (gene ZNF800). Lineage: Eukaryota; Metazoa; Chordata; Mammalia; Artiodactyla; Lipotidae. The record is from RefSeq and is a predicted model, not a curated record. Bases 722 to 2716 code for a protein of 664 amino acids. The transcript has 6 exons.